Molecule: messenger RNA, 363 nt
Organism: Aspergillus tubingensis
Lineage: Eukaryota; Fungi; Ascomycota; Eurotiomycetes; Eurotiales; Aspergillaceae
Exons: 3
Coding region: 1-363 (120 amino acids)
Source: RefSeq, a predicted model, not a curated record
AUGAUGAUUUCUGGGUCCAGCUGCAAGAAUGCCGAAUGGGUAAAGGGAUUGGUGGAUGAUGAUGGUCGGCAGGAUCCUCAUCAAUACGAAGGAGUAAUUGAGGAAGACCGUGCAGAACCAUGGAUCUCCAAUCCAGCCCAGCCUUUUUCCUGUGCGAUUCCGCCCACGAUCCCUGGCUGGCUCAUCGGCCAAUCCGAUCGUCGCUCCACUGAUCCAUCCACGGAUCCAAUCCCCGAUCCAUCCAUCUCUCAGGGACUGCAACAUCCACUCGCGCGAUCGGCCUUCCUUCACAGCCUCGCCUUUGCGCUACACUUUUUUUUGCGACCGAGGGCAUCGCAUACAGACUAUACCCGUACGGAUUGA